AUGAUGUAAUAGAGAGAAGGAGGAUCUUCAGAAUGGCAGAAAUUCUUAGAUUACACAAGGAAUGCAAAUCCACUUGAUUAUGAGAAGAUUGGCUAAUAUGUCAAAAUAAAAUUAACUAAGUUUCCUACAGAUGAUUUCUUAAUUGAUUAUUAUGAAAAUGUAUUUUCAAAGUAAAUGAUAAUUUAAUUGAAAUAUAGUGUGACUAAUUCAAAAAAUAGAAAAAAAUGGCAUUAAAUGGAUAAAUAAUUAUUAAUUUGGUGUGUAGCAAAAUUGCUAUAAGUAUAACAAAGAGCAAAUCUAGUUCCUGUAAAUUUACUGUUUAUUGGUAGAAUGAUAAAGAUUGGGAUAUAAUUUCAGAAGUGUUACAAGUUGAUACAUAAUUAAUAAAACUUAAAUGGAUUUCAUUGUUACAUUCUAAUCUUAGAAUUCAUCAAUGGACAAGAGAGGAAGAUCAAAUUCUAUAAGAUAUAGCAGAGUAAAUCAUAUUUUUAUAAUGUUUAAGAUAAUUUUAUGAUAAAAAUAAUUGGACAGAGUUGACAAUUAAAUUUAAUUCACUUUCUAGAACAUAAAGAUAUCCUAAACAGAUUAGAGAGAGAUGGAAGAAUGUAUUGAAUCCAACUAUCUAAAAAUGUUCAUGGGAUUCAAAAGAAAAAAUGAAUUUAAUAGAAUUAGUGUAUAAAUAUGGAAAAAGAUGGUCAUUAAUAUAACACCAUAUAAAAGGUAGAAGUGAAAACUAAAUUAAGAACUAAUAUAAUGGAAUUAUGAGAAACUUAAAAAAAGAAAAAGUAAAUUUAUGCUUUAUUUAUUAUAGAUUACAAAUGAAGAAGAAAGGGAAUUACUUAUACAUAUUAUAUAAAAUCCAAAUUAAUAAAUAUAAAACUUGAUUGAUGAUUAUUACCUUAAAUUAAUUACAACAAAAGAAACAUAAAAAAAUGGAUUAAUUAGAGAAGAUAUCAAGUUAGAGAAUAAUUUAAGAAUUAAAGAACAAACUUAAAUAUUCGAAUAAGCACCAGAAACUCAAAAAAUAUUAUAAUUUUAAUGUAAACCAUCCAGUAUUUUUAGUUCCAUCUACUUUUCAAAACCAAAUUUAAAUUCUUCCUUAAUUAAACAAUGUCUAUUAAAAUCCUUCAUAUUAACUUCAUCAUCAUAAUUCUUUAGCCUAGUAUCCACUUCCUUUAUAUCAACCAUAUUAAUACAUUUAGUAAUACAAUUUGUAUAAACCAAACUUUUAUUCACAGAACUAUGCUCAUAUAAGGUUUCCUUAUUACAUGUGA
Paramecium primaurelia is the source of this 1274-nucleotide messenger RNA. The record is from the annotation of a GenBank genome assembly. NCBI's taxonomy places the organism in Eukaryota, Ciliophora, Oligohymenophorea, Peniculida, Parameciidae.